CAAAUCCGUCUUUACGAGAGACGAGUGUAAUUGUGUUUGAACUUAAAGGAACCCUAGCAUUCUCCUAUUUGCGACCCAAGCGGCCGCCACUCUCAAACCUUGCCUCUGCCUCCUUUCUUUCAUUUUCUUCUUCUUCCAUUCGACCUAAAGCUAAAUCCAAAAACCCAUUCUACCUCUAAUCCGACCCUAGACAGCCGCUACUCUCCUCUGAUGGAAACGACGAAGUGAAAUGGAGACAAAGACAGAAGCGCGUGGAAGAUCAGCGAUGGACGCCGACCAAGGUACCGACAGCGGCGAUUAAGGAAGGGAACGAAGUCGUCGUCGGUGCAAAACUAACGGCGAUGGACGCGGCGGCGGUUCUGGGUAUCACAGGCGUGAGGGUGUUCAAUCAAGGGGAGGAGGAACAAGAAUCGUCGGGGGCUCGGCGCUUUACCGGUGAUAAAGACAGCAGCGACUUAGAACCUCGCCUCUGGUUUCAAACUAGUUUUCAAACCUGUGUUUCUGGGAAGUCCAUUGCUUUUGUGUUUAGAGUGUACUCUAGCAUGAUUUCAAGGUUUUGAGUAAGAGGUGGAAGAAGAAGAAAUAAAAUUAGAAAGGGGAAAGAAGGUGACAGUAUGAAGAAGAGAGUGAGGGAAUGUUUGUCUUUGUUUUUCUAUUUUCUUUUCGGCUUCUCUUUUCUGUUUGGUAUUUUGAGGAAGAGGAGGAAGGAAGUGACAGAGAAGAAAAGGUUCAGGGAAUGUUUUUUUCCUUUCCCCCCUUUUGCCAGAGCUAAAGAGCUCUUUUUAUAGAAAAAAAUCAGAUGUGUUGGCACAAUGUAAUUGGAUUUGAGAGGUGAUAGGGGCCGCCCUCUAUGUUUGUGUAGCUUAUGGAUUGGGUUGAAUCGAACCGGUUUGGUUUGGAUGGUAUAGGCUGAGUUGGGUUAAAAAUUGGGCAGGCAUGUUGACCCGGAUUUGGGCCAGUGUAGAGUGGGCUUGAUGCCAAUUUAUUUUAUUGUACAAUUGUAAUUGGUUUAACCUAAUAGAAAAUUAGUGGUGUAAUUAAUUGUAAUAACGUUUUCAAUUAUUUGGCAUUGUAGCUGUCUUAAUAAGAUUGUUAUGACUCCUAUUUUUUAUUUCGAAA
This is a messenger RNA of Linum tenue, 1119 nucleotides long. The record is from the annotation of a GenBank genome assembly. Lineage: Eukaryota; Viridiplantae; Streptophyta; Magnoliopsida; Malpighiales; Linaceae.